Molecule: messenger RNA, 1053 nt
Organism: Mycotypha africana
Lineage: Eukaryota; Fungi; Mucoromycota; Mucoromycetes; Mucorales; Mycotyphaceae
Product: DNA clamp loader
Exons: 8
Coding region: 1-1053 (350 amino acids)
Biological process (GO): DNA repair; DNA-templated DNA replication
Cellular component (GO): nucleus; Ctf18 RFC-like complex; Elg1 RFC-like complex
Molecular function (GO): DNA binding; DNA clamp loader activity
Source: RefSeq, a predicted model, not a curated record
AUGAGUCUCUGGGCAGAUAAAUACAAGCCAAAAUCACUUGAUCAACUCUCAUACCAUAAAGAUCUCUCCAAGCAUCUUAAGAAACUUGCUCAUUCAGAAAAUAUCCCUCACAUGUUGUUCUAUGGGCCUUCUGGAGCCGGAAAGAAGACACGUAUAAUCGCUGUUUUAAGAGAAAUCUACGGUGCUGGGGUUGAUAAACUCAAAGUCGAACAGCGUCAGUUUGUGUCAACUUCAAACCGUAAAUUGCUUUUUACAGUUGUAUCGAGUAACUAUCAUAUAGAAGUCAGCACAGGUGAUCUUGGAAUUUAUGAUCGUUAUAUUAUGCAAGAUGUUAUAAAGUCUAUUGCUCAAUCGCAGCAAAUUGAUGCUAAUGCCCGACACUCCUUUAAAAUGGUUAUUAUCGAUCAAGCAGAUGAGUUAACAAAGGAAGCACAAGCCGCUCUUCGUCGAACGAUGGAAAAAUAUGCUACCAACAUGCGCUUAAUUCUUUGCUGUAAUAAUCUGAGUAGAAUCAUUGCUCCUGUUCGAUCUCGUUGCAUGUUAAUACGUGUUGCACGACCAGAAACAAAUGAAAUCGUUCGUGUUUUACAAGAGGUGGCUUCAACUGAAAAAUUCACUCUACCAACAGAGCUUGCUCGCAAUAUCGCAGAACAUGCUGAUCGAAACAUGCGUGCGUCAUUGCUGUCUCUUGAAAGUACAGCAGCACGAUACCCUGAUUUAACAACUGUUAAGCAACCUGAUGAUAUGGAUUGGCAAAUAGCUAUUUCUAGAAUCGCCGACAAUAUUAUGAAAGAACAAUCAGCACCUAAACUACUUGAGAUUCGUAAACAACUCGUAGACGUGUAUACAAAAUGUAUUCAAUCUAGUGUUAUAUUGAAGAAACUAUCGUUUGAUUUAAUUGAACGUGUCCCGGAACCGAUCAAAAUAAAAAUCGUCGAACAAGCUGCUUUCCAUGAACACCGAUUACGAAUUGGCAACAAGGAUAUAUUCCAUUUAGAGGCAUUCGUAGCUCACGUAAUGAGCAUUUAUAAGAACUAUUUAAACAAUAAGUAA